Grosmannia clavigera kw1407 is the source of this 2214-nucleotide messenger RNA. Its product is annotated as DNA-binding protein smubp-2. The transcript is spliced from 2 exons. Bases 1 to 2214 code for a protein of 737 amino acids. The record is from RefSeq and is a predicted model, not a curated record. Gene Ontology annotation, molecular function: ATP hydrolysis activity; 5'-3' DNA helicase activity; RNA binding. NCBI's taxonomy places the organism in Eukaryota, Fungi, Ascomycota, Sordariomycetes, Ophiostomatales, Ophiostomataceae.
AUGGCGGCCACGGAGAAGCGGACAGAGCCUAUGGCGGUGGACAUUCCGGCGUUUGCGGCCGCGCAGCUGGACCUGCUAACGGCCGAGCUGCAGAGCGAGAUGGCAGAGACGGCGACGGCCAUUGGCAGCCACACGCCAGCAGCACUACAGCGGGCAGGUCUGGCGUUGACGAACCUAGUCGUGGACGGACGGCGGACAGGCAUGGGCGGGCGAACUGUGCUGACGCUGGUGCGUGACGGAGCGCUGAGCGUGGCUAAGAACAGUGAAGACGGCAGCGAGCUGCCGGAACACGGCCUCCGGACCGGCGACAUUGUAUUGGUGGCCGAGCAGCCAGGCGGCAGCGCGAAGAAGCGGGAGAUGCGGGAGCUGGAGCAGCGAGGGUCACGAGGCGUGAUCACGCGGGUGCGGCGGACAGGACUGGACGUGGGGCUCGACCAGGGCGACAGCGACAGCAGCAGAGAAGAAGCCGUGGACGUGCUGCUGGCCGGUCGCGUCUGGCUGGUCAAGCUGGCGGACGACGUGACCUUCCGGCGCAUGUCAGCGGCGAUGCAGACGCUGCAGACGAUGCCAUCUAGCGAGUACACGAGCCUGAUGCGGGUGCUCUUUGGGCAGGCAUCGCCGUCGCCGGCGGCACGCGAGAACGAGGAGGACGCGAUUCGCUGGAUUGACGGCUCGCUGGACGCAUCGCAGCGGGCGGCCGUGCGGUUUGCGUUGGCAGCGCCCGAGGUAGCCCUGAUCCACGGGCCGCCUGGCACCGGCAAGACGCACGCGCUGGUGGAGCUGGUCCUGCAGCUGGUCGGUCGCGGCCAGCGCGUGCUGGUGUGCGGGCCGUCCAACAUUGCGGUUGACAACCUGGUCGAACGGCUGGGACCACACGGCGUUCCUAUGGUGCGACUGGGCCAUCCGGCACGCCUGCUGCCGUCUGUGGCCGGCUAUGCGCUCGACGUGCUGACCCAGACGUCCGAGGCCGGCGCCAUCGUGCGCGACGUGCGUGCCGACAUGGACAGACAGCAGGACGAGCUGCGGCAACUGCAGAAAGGCCAGAAGCUGUCGGCCGCCGCUCGACGUGCGGCCCGUCGCUCUGUCUACGGCGAGCUGCGGGCGCUUCGCCGCGAAUACCGCGACCGCGAGCGGCGCUGCGUCCACGACCUCGUCGCCGGCAGCCGCGUCGUGCUGGCAACGCUGCAUGGCGCCGGUGGCAGCCAGCUGCGGGUGGCGGCCGGCGACCAGGCCAGCCGCAACUUUGACGUGGUCGUCAUCGAUGAGGUCGGCCAGGCACUCGAGGCACAGUGCUGGGUGGCGCUGCUGGGCGCCCGCAAGGUGGUGUGUGCGGGAGAUCACCUGCAGCUGCCGCCGACGGUGAAGUCGAGGGGCAGUGGAGGGGGAGGGGGAAAAAAGAAGGGAGGAAAGGGAAAGGGAGGGAGUGGAAAAGGAGAGAAGGGAAAGAGCGAAAAGGAAGAUGGGAAAGAAGCCGAAAACGAAGCACACACCACUCUCUCCCUCGAAUACACCCUCUUCGACCGCCUUCUCGCUCUACACGGCGACUCGAUCAAGCGCAUGCUGACGACACAGUACCGCAUGCACGAGCGCAUCAUGCGCUUCCCGUCCGACACGCUCUACGGUGGCCACCUGGUGGCGGCCGAGGCUGUGGCCGGCCGUCUGCUGCGAGAUCUGCGCUACGGCGACGCAGACGACGGCUGUCCGGUAGCAGACACGGAUGACACGCGCGAGCCGCUCGUCUUUAUCGACACGCAAGGCGGCGACUUUGCCGAGGGGGACCAGACGAGCGAGCAGACAUCCCGAGGGAAACUCACCGACAGCAAACACAACACCUUGGAAGCUGCCCUCGUGCGGCAGCACGUCCGCGCGCUCGUCGCCGCCGGCGUCCGGCCCCAGGACAUUGCUGUCGUCACGCCCUACAGCGCCCAGGUGGCCCUGCUGGCGCCGCUCAAGACCGCCUUGGCCGGGCUCGAGGUCGGCACCGUCGACGGCUUCCAGGGCCGCGAGAAGGAGGCCGUCGUGCUCAGCCUGGUGCGCAGCAACUUGACCGCCGACGUCGGCUUCCUGGCCGAUCGCCGCCGCCUCAACGUGGCCAUGACACGGCCAAAACGGUCGCUCACCGUCAUCGGCGACUCUGAGACUUGGAUGGCCUUUCUCGAAGAGCAUGCCGAUCUGCGCUAUCCAGACUCGUCCGAGGCCGCAGCCGAGCCUUGA